UGGGUGUGACGUCAUCUACUCAUACAAACAAACUAGCAACAGUUAGGUGAACAGCUUGAGCCCCUGUGAGACAGUCAUGCUAAGAAAAACAAUUGUUAAAACUGUUUGUUAGACUUUGGCGGCUCUCCCGAUCAUCGAAGGCAAUAUAAGUCUCAUUUGGGGGGAAGUUUAACCAAAGAGUGUGCAGAUAGUGGAGGAGCAGCUGCUGAUACGAUGAAUUUCUCUGAGGUAUUCAAGCAAUCCAACCAGCACUGUAAAGUUUCUCCAGAUGGGAAAUAUUUGGCUACUUGUGUGCAGUACAGGCUGGUGGUGCGAGAUGUAAGCACCUUGCAGAUACUACAGCUCUACACUUGUCUGGACCAGAUAUCCCACAUGGAGUGGUCUUCUGAUUCCCUCUUCAUCCUCUGUGCUAUGUACAAGAGGGGAAUAGUACAGGUGUGGUCUCUGGAACAGCCGGACUGGCACUGUAAGAUUGAUGAGGGCUCAAUAGGACUACUCUCCUCCCGCUGGAGUCCAGAUGGACGUCACAUUCUCAACACCACUGAGUUCCAUCUGAGAAUCACCGUCUGGUCCCUGUGCACCAAAGCAGUGUCCUACAUCAAGUAUCCCAAAGCAUGUCAGAAGGGUAUCGAUUUCAGCAGAGAUGGUUGCUAUAUGGCUUUGGCUGAACGCCGCGACUGCAAAGACUAUGUUAGUGUAUUUGUAUGUGAUGACUGGCAUUUGCUCAGGCAUUUUGAGACUGAGACGCAGGACCUGGGAGGGCUGGAGUGGUCUCCCAAUGGUUGUGUCCUGGCGGUGUGGGAUAGCUGUCUGGAGUACAAGGUGUUGAUGUAUUCUCUGGAUGGCCGGUUGCUGUCCAUCUACAGUGCCUAUGAGUGGUCGCUGGGUGUGAAGUCUGUGACCUGGAGCCCCAGCAGCCAGUUCCUGGCCAUUGGCAGUUAUGAUGAAAAAGUCCGCAUCCUCAAUCAUAUCACAUGGAAAAAAAUUACACAGUUUGAGCACUCGGCAACCAUCAACAAUUCCAAAGCUGUUGUAUAUAAGGAAGUGGAAAGAAGGCCAGCUGUUGGAAGUGAUGACCUGUCGCUACACAACAUUACAAUUGGUACCACCCUCUUCAACACCCAGAGCCAAUAUGAGAUCUGUCAACCUCCAGUCCAAAUUCCUGUGAUCAAACCAGAUCCAGAUCGAGCCAACCCGAAGAUAGGUGUCUCUGCUUUGGCAUUCAGCUCAGACAGUCGCUAUUUAGCAACCAAAAACGACAACAUGGCUAGUGCUGUCUGGGUGUGGGAUAUGCAGAAGAUGACCCUUGAGGCUGUGCUUGAGCAGACAUCAGCUGUGCGGUGCUUUCAGUGGGAUCCACGACGCCCUCGGCUGGCACUAUGUACAGGCAACACCAAACUCUAUCUCUGGUCCCCAGCAGGCUGUGUUUCUGUCCAAGUCCCCACUGAAGGUGGUUUCCAGGUCCAGUCACUAAACUGGCACUGCAGCGGAGACUCUCUGAUCCUGCUCUCAAAGGAGCAGCUAUGUUUGUGCUACAUGGAUACUGACCAGGAAGACAAGUAAAACACACAAAAACACAGGCCUCAAGAAAGACUGGAUUACAGUUUAGGGUUUUUCUUAUCAUUCACUUGGUGAAGAAUGUGUAAAAGUGAUGAUCACAAGACUGAUCUGAGAGCUCCUCCUGAAAAAAAUGUGUCUUAACAUGUUGAACUGCUAUUCCACUCCAAGGUGUGAAAGGUGCUCAGUGCUGGUUACUGGGAUGUUCCAUUUCAUGUUAGAAGCACAAAUAUUUUCUUCUUGAGGACAAAUAAUGGAUAAAUAUCCCUUUUUAAAUAAUUGAAUGCGCACUUAAGGUCUAGUUUUUGACACUGAGAAGAAAGAUGUUUACAUAGUUUACUUUGUGUUCUUUUAAUAUAUUUGUGCAUCUAAAUUGUGUAACUAUUUUGAAUAAAUUUUGUUAUAAUAAUGCA
Molecule: messenger RNA, 1970 nt
Organism: Notolabrus celidotus (New Zealand spotty)
Lineage: Eukaryota; Metazoa; Chordata; Actinopteri; Labriformes; Labridae
Gene: wrap73
Product: WD repeat containing, antisense to TP73
Exons: 13
Coding region: 214-1563 (449 amino acids)
Biological process (GO): protein localization to mitotic spindle pole body; microtubule anchoring at mitotic spindle pole body; mitotic sister chromatid segregation
Cellular component (GO): MWP complex; mitotic spindle; microtubule organizing center
Molecular function (GO): protein binding
Source: RefSeq, a predicted model, not a curated record